Molecule: messenger RNA, 2312 nt
Organism: Lolium rigidum
Lineage: Eukaryota; Viridiplantae; Streptophyta; Magnoliopsida; Poales; Poaceae
Exons: 10
Coding region: 18-2024 (668 amino acids)
Biological process (GO): ribosomal large subunit assembly
Cellular component (GO): nucleolus
Molecular function (GO): RNA binding
Source: RefSeq, a predicted model, not a curated record
CUCCAGCGUCCGUCCGCAUGUGCCCUGGCGAUGAGGGCACGCCGCCACAAAGGAAGAGGAAGGGGUCCUCGUCAACUAGAGAAGGCAAGAGGGGCAGGCCAACCGACUCCGAGAGGAGGAGCUCUUUCCGGAUUAGUUCCGCUGGCCCGGAGAGAUCAGACGAUGAUGGUAGCUCAGAGAGUUCGGCAGGGGAGGGUGAUGCCUGCGAGGAUCUGCCAGGGCACGGUGAUGACCCCAAUGGUUCAGGAGCAGGCGCUGCUGGCCACCCACAUGGAUCUCCUGACGCCCCGUCGAAGAAUGUGGCCACAGGUGGAAAAAUUGUGGUGGCUCACACUCCCAACACCCCUCCAAGGUUCGAAGGGUUGCUGAGGACUAUUACAUCGCUCAUUCCCUGUGAGCAUAAAGGGAAGUCAUACGAAUGUAGCUCGGGACGGAUGAAUGCGUUUCUAAGAUGGAGCCAAGCACAUAAUGCAUUAUUUUUCGAGUGGAACGAUGAUAAAAUGGAAAUGACAUGUUGGAUGCAUAAUAUCAAGAAAGGAGAGUCUUUCAAGUUUACCGUCAACGCAGCAUUUUCACAUCAAAUGGAUAACGUAAGUGUGGAAAGAGCAGCAGUUGCAUUCUCAGAAAAUUUUAUUGGUGAUGAUGAAUACUGGUCAGAUUUAAAAGACACGCUUCUGAAUAUGUUUGGUUCUUUCGAAGAUAAAGGUUUGAAAGACUACGAUUAUCUUUAUGUCUUCACAAGAGUGGGAGAUUCCAUCUGUUUUAGAAAUUUUAAGAUAACCAGUUUGCCCAAGGCUGAUGAUGCUUCCAGUGGGUUUGUGCUCACAGAGAUCAACACCACAUUUUUCUUAAAGCUUGUCCAUGACCAGGUGAACCCCAACAGCUCAGAUAUAAGUCCACGUCUUACACAAAACCAGAUUCCUACAGAAUUGAUACUCUGUCCGGUUAUCAUGUAUAGUAUUCCAAAUGGACCGAUGGGUUCUUGCUUACCGCAUUGUGCUGAUUUCAGUGGAGAAACUUAUUCAAUCCUUCUUGAGGAUGGACCUUAUAUAUCAUCGUUGGAGAAACUCGAUGGGUUUAAUACAUCGCUAGCAGAGAUAGUGAUGAAAGAACCCUUGCUGAAAAUGAAACACAUUAUUGGGUCCAUAACAGAUAAGACACACUGUUUUGCUCGACAAAGAUGCAAAUCAAUUCUUCAGUCUUUGUUUGCUGAACUUGCAAUGCUGUUUGAGUCUGGGAAAUGCAUCAGUUGCCCAGCUGACAUAGGAAUGCAUCACGUUCUCGUUAGAGCAAACAAGGUCAAGCUAUAUGGGUUACCUGUCACAGAUUAUGUUGAAAAAUUGGCCGAGGAAAAUGUUAUAUCACUUGUGGGCAUGGUUAAAAGUUGUUUCCCUCAAGGUGAGAUACCCACUGACUUGUAUGAACUCCUUGCGGAUUUGGAGAAGGAUCCAUUGAAUGAAAUAAGAACGGCAAAGGAGGACUGCUCGUUGCUCAAGGCAGAAGUCAGAAGACGCUUGUUGAUCAACAUCAACUCUGAAUAUAUGACAAACGUGCCAGCAAAAUCUAAUGAUGACUCUGAUGGCAAGAUAGAUGAGUUCAGCUUUUUUGAUGGCUGUCCAGAUGCAAAAGACUGGGACCUAAUCAUGAAAGACAAUGAGUAUAUGGUUCAGAUUUGUAAUGUGGAAAAGAGUUUUGAGACAGUUCACAACGUCAAUGCUUCCGUGGUGGAGAGAAUGGAAAAAAAGAGGAAAAUUGGUAAAAACACCACGAACAUCAGAAAGAUGACAAAAAAGAAGAAAGGAGAGGCUAACAAAGGCAAGCUCCAAUUCAGCAGCUACAUGAAUUUUGAGAUGCGCAUGCCUGAAAAGGCAAGAAAGGAUGGUAUACUUCCCUUUAGGCUUGGUAUGGCUGACUAUAUCUUGACUGCUUACUUCCCUGGAUUUCUACGGUUCGUUCAAAAGAGGAUGAGGGAGGUAAAAGCCGAGAGAGAAAAAUUGAAGAAGACGGAAAAAGGUGAGUUAUGAACAAUCUACAACCGGAAGAAGAAAGUGUAUCUUCAGAUUGAAGAAGACAAGAAAAGUUGAGUUGUAUAAAUCUACAACCCGGAAUCUUGAACGACAAUCCAGCAGUACCCACCUUGUUGAAUCAUGCUGUUGCUAGUUCUCCAUUGGUUGAACUGUUGAAGCAUGAUGGUUAAUUUUUGCCCCUCCUUUGCUGGAAAGUAAGCCUAAUUGACAUGCAUUAGUUUGGUUCGCUUGUAGUUAUGUGUACCCUAUGUGUGUACAAUGCGAUUAAGUUGCUGACUGGUACUC